AUGGUAACGUUCUCGUGUAGCACAUGCAAUACGACUACUGAGGAGUCAGAUAUGCUCAAGCAUCUCUCCACCACUCGUCACAAGAAUGUUAUCUAUGACCCACUACAGGAGACCAUUGCAUGCGAGGAGUGUCUGGACACUAAUAUCCAUCAGCUACUGAUUCUGAGAUUUGGUCUCUCUGAUAUGGCACUCCUAUGUGCCUUAUGUCUUGGUAAAGAAGAAAAGCCAGCCACACAAUACUCCUUAAGUAAUGGAUCCUUACUCAAGAAACUUGGAGAUUAUUAUAGAUUUAGAGAUAUUUCAUGUUCCAUAUGUAAUUCCGAAAAGCAUCUUUCUGUUGGAAAGGGGAAAAGAGGGCAAGUGAUUGUAUGUCGUAAUUGUAUUCCAAAAAUCGAAGAGAAGAUUGAAUUUGUUGCUGAAGAUAGUGACAAUUUCCUUUAUGCUUUAUUGGGAAUUAAAGAGUUUGUACCACCUAAAUCUUCUGGAAAACUGUUUGGAGCUCGUAGAGGAAGAAAAGUUGGCCGUAAGGGGGGGAAACGUGGUAAAGCUGCUGGGGCGAGAAGUGUAAGCAAAGAUGGAGAUGAGAAAUCUUCACAUUUCCAUAAUGCAAGAGCGUCUGCAAUGGCUAUUAAAUCAGGAAAGACAAUAUUAGCAGUGGGUUCAAGUGAUGUAUCUCCACUUCAAAGCAAACUGUCAUCCAAAAAUAAUUCAAGGGCUCCAUCUCGGUCGAGUACUCCAAAAUUUGGACAAAAAUCAGGAGGUAAUACAUCAACCAAGUCCAAUUCUACGACCCCAUCUAAAUCAUUCAAAAAGAGUGAACCAGCUACAAAGACGACUUCUACACAAAAGGCAAAUUCUAAAAAGAUUGAGAACACUUCCCCCAAAGAAAAUAGAAAGGUACCAAAGACUGAUAAUGCAGUUAGAGAACAAAAGCCAACAAAAGCUGGGAAAAAGCAACAAAAUGUUGGAGGCUCGAAAUCCGUCAAGGCCGUGGACAACCAAAAGCCUAGUCAGAAACCAGUGAAUCGGGGUAAGAAACUGGAAGAUCCUCAAAAAAGUGAAGAUAAACAGGGUAAGCAAAACGAAUCUAAACCACCCAUUAAGCAACCUGCCAAAUCUGCUAAGCCUAACAAGCGAGAGGUCUCACUAAAGUCAGAUAGUAAACCGACUAAAGCUAAUUCUGCGAAGACCAAAGUUGAAACUUCCAAGUCAGAAUCAACUAAGAAAACUCCUGGAAUUGCAAUUCCACUGCAUAUCAAGAAGUAUGAAACUUCCCCUGAACCUCCACUUACCUUUGAAUCUAUGACGAAGUACUUCCAAGAAAUGAGUCACAAUCUCUUCUUAGAGGAGAAACUAAGCAUUCAAUUGAGCAAUAACUCCAUCAUUAAUCCAGAAGAUAUGAAACUUGAAUGGUACGCAGAUCAAGACAAGAAGCACAAACAGUUUAAAGUCACAGUUCCCUUAACUGAAGAAAUUUUAAAUAGAUUGAUGAGCAAGAAAAUGCAGCAAAUUAGAAAAGUACCAUUUUCUGUCAAUCAAGCAAUUUUCCUUAUUCUUGGAGAAGACAUUCCAUGGUUUGGAAAUAUUGUUACUGCAGAAGCGAAGAGUGCUCAAAAGGGUCGCCGUGGUGGUAUGAAGAUAUUUGAGAUGGUUGUUGAGUUGUAUAAAUGGAACACUCAACCAUUACCAACUUCAGUUGACGUAAGAUUGUUAAAGAUCUUACCAGCUUCAAUUCCUGUAAGUAGAGUGUUCAUGGCUAUGUCGCGUAUCGAGAAUCCAAAGUUUAUUAAAAUGCUUCUUGGUAAGGAACCAAUCAGACAGAUUGUAUUCAGAAAUUAUCUUAAGUUCACAAAAGAUACUUUUAAUGAUUCACAAAAAGUCGCUAUACAAUCAGUGUUGAACAAUUCUAUUACCGUGUUACAAGGUCCACCAGGAACUGGUAAGACGUCGACUAUUUAUGAAAUUAUUCUUCAAUUAUUGGAAAAUUUAAGCACUUAUCCAAUUCUUGUUGUUGCUGCGUCAAAUAUCGCCAUUGAUAAUAUUGCAGAAAAGUUAAUUGGUAAUCAUCAAAGGUCGAUUCUCAGAAUUGUUUCUAAUGAAAAAGAAAAGGAAUAUACAAGAGAUCAUCCAUUGGGCUCUAUUUGCUUACACCAUAAAGUUUAUGAUUCCUUGCCAAAUAACUUAAAGGAAACUAUCAAUGAUUUGAGAAAUCCUAGAGCAACCGUUAGUCAAAAUCAAUUUAAGAAAUUAUUGACACAACAAAUUGAUGUUUCAGAUACCUUAAUUGCACAAGCAAAAGUUAUCUUCACCACUACUGUUGUUGCCGGUGGCAAUCAACUUAAAUCAGUAAAGAAAUUACCCGUGGUUAUCAUGGAUGAAGCGACGCAAUCAUCUGAACCAACUACUUUAAUUCCUUUAUCAAUGCCUGGUGUUGAAAAGUUUGUAUUUGUUGGAGAUCAAAAACAAUUGAGUAGUUUCUCACAGGUUCCUAAUUUAUCAUUGUCACUUUUCGAAAGAGUAUUGUUGAAUGGAACUUAUCGUACUCCACAUAUGUUGGACACUCAAUAUCGUAUGCAUCCUCUGAUUAGUGACUUCCCUAGAAGAAGAUUCUAUCAAAGUUUGUUAAAGGAUGGUAUUGGUGCUGAAGAUAGAAAGAUGGAUAAGAUCCCGGAUAAUCCUGUUUACUUCUGGGAUACAUGUAGAAAACACCAAGAAGGAAGAGUUAGAAUUGGAUUCCGUGAAGAUAGAGGAUUUACGUAUUCCAAUAAGGGAGAGGUUUCAUUUGUGACCGAAGUAUUAACAAAGUUAAUCUAUGAAAAGGGUGUUAAGAGAUCAGAUAUUGGUGUCAUUACCCCAUAUAGAGGUCAAAGAGAUUUAAUCUCUUCCAUAUUAGUGGAGAAUGAUUUGAUUAAUCCAGAAAAGAAUGAUAUACUUGUGGAAGUUGAUAGAGAUGACAUUUACAAUGACUCAAAACCAGUGACUAUUCAUACUGUUUCUGAUAUUAUGAUUGCAUCCAUUGACGCUUUCCAAGGUCGUGAAAAGAAUUUCUUGAUUAUGUCAUGUGUAAGAUCUAAUGAAACAAAUAAGAUUGGAUUUUUAAGUGAUGAAAGAAGAUUAAAUGUUGCUUUGACAAGAGCGAAAUAUGGUUUGAUUAUAAUUGGAGAUGUCGAGUGUUUACGUAGUGGGGAUUCAUUAUGGAAAGAGUACUUAGAUGAUCUUGAACAGAAAUCGUGCAUCUUUAAAGAAAAAGAUUUCAACUAUUGA
Messenger RNA from [Candida] anglica, 3264 nucleotides. Lineage: Eukaryota; Fungi; Ascomycota; Pichiomycetes; Serinales; Debaryomycetaceae. The record is from the annotation of a GenBank genome assembly.